Molecule: messenger RNA, 4833 nt
Organism: Diabrotica virgifera virgifera (western corn rootworm)
Lineage: Eukaryota; Metazoa; Arthropoda; Insecta; Coleoptera; Chrysomelidae
Product: oxidative stress-induced growth inhibitor 2-like
Exons: 5
Coding region: 225-1964 (579 amino acids)
Source: RefSeq, a predicted model, not a curated record
CGUUAGUGCUUUAAAGUACAGAAAGUGGUGUGUUGUAAAAUUCGGUAUUCUGACAGUUUCUUUUCCGAUAAAAGAAUCUGUGUAUAAACCGGCGGAAAUAAGAAUAAAAGUUAAAAAGUGAAUGGUGAAAUCGAUUCCACAACAGUAUAUCGUUUAGUUUUAGAAUCUUUAUGCCUUAAAAUCAACUACUUUUUUUCAACAAUCUUUUUAAGAUACUCGACAAGAUGAAGAGCGGAAACCAAUCAAAUAUUAUUUACAAAGAAGUAGUUAUAGUUGGGAAUGGACCAAGUGGCAUUGUCCUAUCCUUCAUAUUAUCAGGAAACAUACCUUAUAUCACAUCAGACGACCAUCCAGACGAAAUGCUAUCGGCCAGAUUAAGUUCUUCGGUGGGCGAGUGCCUUCUUCAACAGGACCUAGAAUUCCUUGCUCAAGGCAUCGAGGGACGAUCCACCAACCAGGUCUCGCUUUUGGUAGAUUCAUUGCUUCAUCCGUACGCUGACAUGGGUUGGGACCUGGAACCUCUUCUGGAGUUCAAGAGGGCAGGAAAGAAGAUUGAACACAUCGUCCUGGGCAAAGGUCCUCCAGGCGGUUCCUGGCACAGCAUGGAUCCCCAAAUCCUCACCCUGUCUCUAGGAAGUUGGAUGGCUCUCCCCGGUCUACCAUUUAACUCAGGAGACUCUGGAGAAAAACGAGCCUUCGCCUGCGACGUUGCCAAAUACUACGUGCAAUACACCGAACAAAUGGGACUCACCGAAAAUUUUCACAACUAUGUCUCCGUCAACUCCGUGGAGCAAAUCGAACACGAACAACCAUACAUUGUAGAGAAAAGACUCAGGAAGAAAGGCUACUGGACCAGUAGAAUAGGCAAAGAACUAAAGGAAACUUUGGAGGCUUGUAUAGAGCGAGAAUUUGAAGAAAACUGUACGGACGAGCAUCGAUGUUGGAUCUCCAAUGCCAUUGAUUGUCUAAUGCUAAAAAAUCGGAGGAAGAUCCGAUGUAAACGCCCCAGAGAUCAAGACGCCAUUAUAAUCCCCCGGAAGAACGACAAGAGACGUUCCAUUAGUUUUUGCUGUGAUACAAAUGAUUACAAUAAUUGUGAUAGUUUCUACUCCACGUCCUUGAACGAGAGGUUUCUCAGGAACUCGUUUAGUUUAGAUUUAAAAUCCGUGCCUUCGUAUAAUUCCGCGAUCUGUGAUAAAGAAACCAACUGGAUUGUGAAUGCUGUGGACUCCAACACCGGGGAAAAGUUAACCUACGCCUGUAAAUAUUUAGUUUUAGCGAACGGGGGUAGCGACUUGCCGAAUAGGUUAGAGGUAUCUAAGGUGAAGAAGGACCCCGAAUGGAUUCUCUACGACUUAAGGAGCUUGGAGAAGAAUUUGGAUUCUUAUCUGGCUAACGUUAAGGAAAAUGUGGCUCCCGUGCUGGUCAUUGGAGCUGGUCUGAGUGCUGCAGACGCUAUUAUCGCUGCAAGGGGAAGGAAUGUACCUGUGAUACACGUUUUUAGACAAAAAUCUCCAGAAUUAAGCAGGCAUCUGCAAGAAAACUUAUAUCCUGAAUACCACAAGGUUCACCAAAUGAUGCUAGACGGGGGCUCGACACACUCCUACUACACGGCCUACCCUGAAUACACCCUAAGUGAUUUCGACGCUGCAUCCAGAACUGUGAUCUUAACCUCAAAAGACGGCGUGCUCUCAAAGUUGCACGUAUCCUUCGCGGUAAUACUCAUCGGAUCAAGACCAGACCUCUCUUUUCUACCCGAACACAUCAAUUUGGGAGUACAGAAGAACCUUCCCUUGGACUGCAAGACGAACCCAGCUGACGUCAACAGGCUGACUCAUAGCGUUAAUGGUUGUGAAAAUUUAUUUGUGAUUGGACCUCUGGCGGGUGAUAACUUCGUCAGGUUCCUGCCAGGAGGCGCAGUAGCGGUAACCUCGGAAUUGUAUAGGAGGAAGUACUGUACUUAAAUAAUGUACUGUACUUAUAUACUAAUUAAUGUGAUUUUUUUAGACCAGUUGUGUUUAUAGCGUGCGGAACAAAAGUUUUGGCGCAUUUUUUAAAGUUUUCAAAUAAAUUUUUGCAGAAAUCUAUACCUACUAGUAAUGCGUGUUUACAGAACAAAAUCCCAACAGUAAACAAAUGUCCUAUCAAAUAGGGAAUUAUACAUAUGAUUUUGUUCUAAAUGCAAUAACUGUCCAUAAUUAUUGUAAAAUUGUAAAUGUCAGUUUACAGUUGGCAAUUUAUUGUGUUCAUUCAAUUUCUUUUAUAUAUUAAGAUAUUUCUAAACAAAAGUGUCCUUAAAAUAGAAUAUUUUUUGCCAAGUAAAGCAGAUGUGCAAUAUAAAAAUAAGCCUAAUUUACAGUCCUCUUUACAUACCAGGCCCAUACUAGGCCGAGUUUUUAAGCAAAAAUAAGGUUAGAAUUUUCUUUUUUUUUUAGUUGGCUAAACUUUGACAUUUCUGGAAGUGACUAAACUGACGAGCAGAAGUAUUCACAGUAAACUACACUUAUAUGAAAAUGAAACAAAAAAUAAUUAAACUUAAUUAAGAAAACGCACAAUUUUUGUUGUUUUUCUCAUAUAUUUUCAGUUUUUCGUCAAGUCGGAAAAAACAGUCACCAUCACCAGAUUUGGUUGAUCUGGUCGUCGUAGGAGGGACUUCGCCGCUUGUUCACCACUGCUUCGAUGGUUUCUUUACUUUUGGCAUGUAGUAGAUAUAUGACCAUUGUUUCAUCAAAAGUCAAGUAAUGGCUAAAAAAUUCUAAAUCAAGCAGAUACUUGAUUUCAAUUGAACCUUUGACAUACUAAAUAUUAAAUUAUUAUAAUAUAUAUAAUAAUUAUUAAUUAAUUAUACUAAUAAUAUAAUAUAAUACAUAUUAAAUCCAAAAAUUCGGUCCGUGAUCAUAUUUUUUAAUUUAAUAAUUUUUUCUUGCUUUCGGAUUAGCGAUCGUUCGGAUUACCAGUGUUCGGAUUAUCGACACUCUACUGUACAUAAGAGACAAUGUACUUACUGAAUUUGAAACCUAAGAUUCUGGCUGUUUUUUUUUGGCUCGCCUCUUAAUACUAAUACGUGUUUGUGCCAUUUGUUGUUUCUUCAUUUGUUCUUUUAUUUUGAUUUUUUAGUUCCUUCGGAUACUUUCUUAUUUCAAAACUAUAAUAGGAUUUCUAUGCAUGUUGACAUAUUAUCUCUGUGAUCGUUCCAAUAUUAUUAUGACAAGAUAUUGCGUGGCUUUCUAUUAUGUUUGUUGAUUGUUUCCUCUACGUAUUCGCGUUCAUUCUGAACGCUGAAGUAAUAUUUUCACCCUGCAGUGGUGAAGAUAUCUGUCGUCGAAUUUGGGGGAUUUACAUAACACAAUUAAAAAUCUGGACCUCAGAGGUAAACUACACUAUGUCGACAUGGUGUUGUUUUGAAUAAGUUUUUUUAAUGCACUUAUUUUAUUAGAUGGAUUAAACAAAUUGGUUAUAUAUUAUAAUUAAAAUAUGGUCAUAUGGUCUUUCAACCGAUUGUGGGAUAUAUCAGAUUUUUAUUAACAUCCUAAAGGUCCGGUUUCACCAACAACAAAUAAAUCAAUGAAUCGCUAUUCGUCGAAUAAGAUUUAUUAGACGUUUAUAUUUAUAUUUUGUUUCAAUAUAAUUUUCAUAAUUUAAAGUUAAACUGGCGAAUUUACUAUCUUCUAAAUAUUCACAGCCAGAUUAACUUACCAAUUUGUUUGAAGAGCAAGUAUUUAUUUGAUAAAUACAUAAAAUAAGUCUCAUUUGACGUUAGUAAAAUGGAGAAAUGUCAGUUUAUUGGUCGAAUAACUUUAUUCAUAGAAUAAACUACUAUUUGUCGUUGGUGAAACCGGCUCUAUUAUAAGUGCUCUAAAAUUUGUUGCAAACACACGCUAAACACACUUACUCGAAAUGACAUAGUGUAGUUUACCUCCGAGGUCCAGAAAUAGAAUCUGUUGUAAUCUACGAUUUAAAUAAGAGAACUCAAACAGGAUGUGUGUCAAACAUUUUUAAAGUUAUACUUCUUUAGCACGCGGGUGAAUUUUUACAUUCCCUGGCGCAUGCGCACACCGACAGUAUCGUAUUAGUCGCUACAUCUUUAUGUAGCGCAAAUAAGGUGUGCGCAAAGAAUAUAUAUUAUUAGUGUUUUUAGUAAAUAUAUUUAUUAUAAUUUUUGUGUCUUUGGAUUUGUCUUCCUCGGGAAUAAGAUAUUUUAUAAUAAUAGUAAGUAUAUUUAAAGUAUUUUUGUAUACUUCACUUUUGGUCUAUUAAAUUUGUCAGUAUGUAUGAAAAAUCUUGUAACCUGUCUAAGCAAAGGGAAUAUAGCUCAGUGGUAGAGCGUGUGAUCGGAUAUCGAGAGGUCCCUGGUCCAAAUCCGUAUGUUUUCUAUUUUUUUUAUUUUUGGUAUUGUUUUAAUACAAAUUUUUGGAAAGUAGUAAGCAAAAAUUAGUUUAAUCUUUAAAUAAAAUACAAAUAACCUGUUGAGAGUAUAUUUAGUUCGUUGAAAUCAUAUAAUAGAAGUAUAACUUCUUACGUGCGUACAAAGUACACACACAUUUUUUUCUUUAGAAUAGUUUAUUAUUAUUCCGUCUUUAUAACCAGUGAAAAUCUGUUCCAAAACUUUUGCUCCAAACGUUAGAAAUGAUCAAAAUCUUUUGUAUAUCAGUGGUAUUGUUAAUUAGUUUUUGUAGCAACUGGUUUAGAUAUAAACGACCUAAUAAUUGACAUAAUGGGGAAUAUUGUUUAUGACAUAGUUGUAAGCUACUAUUCGAAUUAUAUUGUUAUAUAAUUUUUUAAACAAAUUUUUUGUACAAAAUAAAUUUUAAUUUAUUUCCUAGGUAUAUUAAA